AUGAUAGUUUUGAUAUUUCUCUUUGUUGCCUUUGCUCAAGGAAGCCGAUAUGUGGUGCAAUGUUCACUAUCCAGAACAUCAAUUGAAAAUUCUCUUUAUGCUGCAAAUAUUAAUAGGCUUGCAGCAAUCGUAGUUAAUUCAACACAUUUUCUCUAUGAACAAACAGUUGGUUAUAAUGCAUCACGAAUAAUAGAUACAGGUCGACUGAUUGAUUCAUGCAAAACAAUUUUUGUCUUGGCUUCUAUUUCGAAAACAUUCAUCGCUGUAGUCGUUCUGCAACUCGUCGAAUUCAAUAAACUUGAUCUUGAUAAAGAUGUUAAUCAAUAUCUACUGUCGCAUAUGAAAGUGAUUCAUCCAGUGUAUCCAACUAUUCCGAUUACAAUGCGACAUAUACUAAUCCAGGCUGGACUGUUCGACCUGGGAACACAUACAUCAGGUAUUGGACCUAAUUUCGAUGAAGAAAUGAAACAUUACUUGCCAAGUGAUGAUUUUACUAAGAAAAAUCUUAGUGAUACAAUUUUACUGUAUAUAAAUAAUAAAUCCAAUUGGUUGUCCAAGCUACCCGGAACUACAUUUCAUUAUUCUAAUACUGGUGCUAGUUUAGUUGAAUUAGUUAUUGAACAAAUAGCAGAAAUUCCAUUUGGACGACACGUGGAUAAUACAUCCGAGUUGCUUUACAUUCCUCACUUUAGUGUGACUGAUUAUCCAGCUGGUCUACUUCGUAUGUCGGCUCAUUCACUGGCUAUCUAUUUCCAAUCAUUUCUCAAUAAUUUCCCAUCUGUUCUAUUGAAUUCAUCUUCCGUAAAUGAAAUGAUUCGAGUUAACCGAAAUGAAAAGGCAGAGGUUCGAUUCGGUUUGCUUUGGUAUUGGUUAAAUUUCCAUAGAAGUCGUUUUAUUGGGCAUCGGGGUGUUAUGCUUGGUAUAAUAAAUAUAAUGAUGGCAAAUGCUAAUAGAACUUUAGGCGUAGCUAUCUUAUCGAAUGGUGAUGUUAGAAAGUCGGACGAGUCAGCAAAAAAUGUUGAAGUAACAAAUAAUGAGUCUUAUGAUCAAAUUGUUCCAUUGCUUUGA
This is a messenger RNA of Rotaria socialis, 1068 nucleotides long. Lineage: Eukaryota; Metazoa; Rotifera; Eurotatoria; Philodinida; Philodinidae. The record is from the annotation of a GenBank genome assembly.